Molecule: messenger RNA, 2735 nt
Organism: Pangasianodon hypophthalmus (striped catfish)
Lineage: Eukaryota; Metazoa; Chordata; Actinopteri; Siluriformes; Pangasiidae
Product: otoraplin
Exons: 4
Coding region: 100-498 (132 amino acids)
Biological process (GO): cartilage condensation
Molecular function (GO): protein binding
Source: RefSeq, a predicted model, not a curated record
CCCAGCCUGUUGGCUGAUCUGCGGAAGUUUGUUCUGGUCUCUCUGUGGGAAGGGAAACACUGCAGUGAGAAGUCAUUUCUAACUGUACCUGACCUGAAAAUGGAGAAAUCAAACUUCCUCCUUUUGCUUAUUCUUUCCUUUGGAUAUCUGUUUCACCCAGCAAAUGCUGUCUUUAUGGAGAAACUGGCCGACCGAAAAAUAUGUGCUGACAAGUACUGCUCAUAUGUCAUCUCAGCAGCCCAAGCUCUUGAGGACUACAUUGCUUCUGACUGUCGAUUCAUCAACCUGAAGAAAGGCCAGAUGAUAUAUGUUUAUUCUAAACUAAAGCCAGUAGAUGGUGCCGGAGUCUUCUGGUCUGGGAAUGUUUAUGGUGAGCGCUAUGUGGACCAGAUGGGUAUCAUUGGCUACUUCCCCAGUAACCAUGUUAAUGAGACACAAAUUUUCAUGAAGAAAACCAUUGAGAUGGCCACAACAGAGAUGGACUUCUUCUGCAAUUAAAAAGGAGAGACUACGUUUGAUUAAAUUCUGGAUCCUGGAUUCUGGAUUUUUUUUCCACGUACUAAUUUCUUGCAUGCAUAAUAGCUCACUGAUCUUUUUUUUUUUUUUUUUUUUUCAAAAUAAGUCUAUUAUAUAAUUUUCCUUUCUUCAAAAUGUAAUCAAAAGCUGAUUAAUCUAUGAGAUGUGGAGCAUUACUUGCGGUAUUAUACACUAAACGACACUAUAAAAACUUAGAAAGCAUGAAUGGUACUGCUUAUGUCUCUUUCAGUGAGUGCAUGUGUUCCUGAGUGUAUGUGUAAUAGUUUUAUGCCUGUAUACGAUGGGACAUUGUGCUAUAAGACUUAGCCCAGCAGUUUUAAUAUCCCAACCAACCAUCAUGGCAAACAGUUCAUGCUAAUCUUAUGCAAAAAGAACCUUUGAUGAUUUAGUUCACCUGUCUGUGAAAUUGUCAGGUAAGGGAUUCUCCUGGAUAUGAAGGUUGCAGUGCUAACAUUUAUUACUAUUGCUAUUGGGCUGGUGUGCAGUGCUGAUUCAUUUCUCAGGGAUGUUUUUGUGCUGUGGAUAUUUGAUGGAGCUGAAUUGAAGGCAUUACCUUGAAUAGCUCUCUCUCUCUCUCUCUCUCUCUCUCUCUCUCUCUCUUUCCUAUAGGACUAUUAGUGGAUAUUACUAAAUUCAAUUUGCCAUCAUGAAUAGAGCUUUUGUUUCCUAGUGUCAAGCUGUUAAUUACUUAUUACCAUGGAGGAAAGCGUAACCUUAUUUUGAAAUUUUUAUGUGUUUGGAGAAUGUCAGCAGCGCUGAGUGGAUGCCACAGAGCAGAGGAAAAAAAUACUCGAAAUGUUAUCUUGUACAAAACAAAAACCUCAAUGUCAUUGUAGCACAUGGAGUGUUUAUGAAUCCAGCUGGACACAAAUGAACAUGAGAAGUGAUUUUAACAUUGGAGAUGUUCACAACAUUGUGCUGCUUAUCAGGGGUGUAACGCAAUGACAAUAUUUGUAUCUGUAUUUGUUUAGUGCUUCAAAUAUUUGAGUGGGCGUGGCCUAAACUAGAAGGUUUAAAAAACAAAUUAAUAUGAACCCUACAACUAUGCCCCAGUAACAAUUGAAAACACUGAAAAACACCCAGAGGUAGAAAUGGCAGCACUGUCAGCAUAGUGUGUGAAUUCUGGAUCUGACAGUUCCUCAACCUCAGCUACAUUGCUCCAGUUCAGAAUUAGUUGAAUGAAUUCUGUAAAUGCACCCACGUUAAUUAACGUAGUCUUUCUUUGCUUUGACGAGCUUCAUAUCUCACCACUUGUUCUUGCCCACAAGCGUCAUAUGAAAGUAAAAACCUCCUACUAGCAAGAUGUUUAUGUUACAUCCCAAUACCUUCUGGAAAAUAUAUAUAUAGUGCACAUCCUAUUCAUAUCUGUAUUUGUUUCUGUUUAGAAUACAUUAUCUGUUCAGAAUAAAUUAUUCCUAUUUGGUUACAUCCCUACUGCUUAUGGUCCAUCAAAGAGACUUAGAUCUUAGCAUUCCAGUGCAGUUUUAUCAUAACCUUGACGUCUGCUAUAAUUGCCCUUUCAGAACAAUGAAAACUGGUGGACAGCCAAUAAGCGGGAGCAUUGAAAUACUCAACAUUAAAAACAUUUGAUUGUGUUUGUUUAAACUGGUUGUAAUGCUGGCUGUUACUUGAUAACUGACAUAAACUGAUUCAUAGCUGCUGAUACUAACCCCAGAAAUGAUGAUAAUUUGAUCAAAUUAAAAAUAGUAUUGAACACAGGAUGCAGCGAAAGGAGAGAGUGAGAGAAAGAGAGAGAGAGGCAGAAUUUAACUGGAGCUGCAUGUCUGCCAGGAGAUCAUGUCCCAUAUAGUGAGGGAGGGGAGCCGCAGGGAAGUGUGUUAAUGCUCCAUCUGGCACCAAGGGCUGACCUUGAAGCAAUACAAAUUACUUAUGAAGAUCACAGGCAGAGUGAAGUUGUAGAAGACAUUUGACACUUUACCAGACUGCUAGUAAAGCUAGAAAAAGUUGCUUUAGGAAACAUGCCGUUUUACAAAUUAGUCUUUUUCAUGAAAGAUUUUAAUGACAAUCUACCUGAGAUCAAUGAGAUGCAAAGUUACACAGGUGUACGCUGGGCACCAACUGAAAUGUUACUACCAGAUACUGAAAAACUUGGUCCAUAUUUCCAAUUCUAACAGAUUAUUAAUUUUUUUUUUUGCAAAAUAAUAUAUAUACAGUAAGAAAAUAGGCAACAACUUCCG